AUGGCCACCUCAUUGAAAAAGCUCUCUUCCGUUGUCCAAAAGGCCUCUGGCAAGCACACCGCCACACUCAUCUUUAUGCACGGUCUCGGGGACUCGGGAUCUGGAUGGGCAACCAUCGGAGAGGAGCUCACAGGUAUCCUUCCCCAUGUCAAAUUCAUUUUCCCAAAUGCUCCCUCUAUGCCAGUAACCAUGAACCAUGGCAUGCACAUGCCUUCCUGGUACGAUAUCAAGAACUUGUCAAAAGUCGACGAUGAUAAGGAACAGGAUGAACAAGGAAUGCUCAAGUCUAACCAGCAACUCAUGCAGAUCGUGCGCGAGGAGGUCGAGGUGGCCGGCAUCCCAGCAAACCGUAUCGUGAUCGGCGGCUUCUCUCAGGGCUGUGUCAUGGGUUUGCUGCUGAGUCUCACAUCCGAGUUCAAGUUUGCAGGUGUUGUCGCCCUCAGUGGAUACCUGCCCUUGCACAGCAAGAUCUUCAACAUGGCGACAGAGGCGAAUAAAAAGACUCCAAUUUUCUGGGGCCAUGGCGAUGCGGAUCAAGUGGUCCGUUACGAGUAUGGUCAACGAUCCGUUGAGCAAUUGCAAAAGCACAAGUACGCUGUCAGAUUCAAUACCUAUCCUGACUUGGGGCAUGGUUUUGGUCUGGAGGAAUUCAGGGAUCUGUCGGCGUUCUUGAGGGAGACCCUUCGCCCAGUGGAUACUGCCAGCGCAUAA
Molecule: messenger RNA, 711 nt
Organism: Gamsiella multidivaricata
Lineage: Eukaryota; Fungi; Mortierellomycota; Mortierellomycetes; Mortierellales; Mortierellaceae
Product: acyl-protein thioesterase-1
Exons: 4
Coding region: 1-711 (236 amino acids)
Biological process (GO): protein depalmitoylation
Cellular component (GO): cytoplasm
Molecular function (GO): palmitoyl-(protein) hydrolase activity; carboxylic ester hydrolase activity
Source: RefSeq, a predicted model, not a curated record